AUUUUUAAAAUUUCAUUUUAAUCUUGCUAUUGAAUUGGCGAAUUCGUAUUCGAGAUCUCCCAAACUAAUAAAAUUAAGACUAAUAUUUCAAAAUCUAUUUGUAAAUUCUCGCGCUCUUGUUAUAGAAGCGAAAACGCCGACGGAUAUCGUAGCGUAAUCGAAUACGUAGAUGGUCCGUGGUCCGAUCAUCUCACUGAUGGUAGUUUCAAUUUUCCUGGUUGAUUGUAUCACGAGAAAACAAAGCAACUGAUAGCCAUUUCCAAAGCACUUCAACCUUUUUUACUGAUUCAUUUUUUCUGCAACCAUGGCGUACUGUAGGGGAGUUUUGCAUCGCCAAGGAAGCAGAGUGGCUUCAUCCUUUUUACAAGAUAUACAAACAAGAUGUUUCAACGUUUCACCUUUAUCCUCUGCCGCUGUGAAGACAGCUAUGAGCAAAUUCGAUAAGGAUCCUUUACCAUAUGAAAAACUAACAAAUAAUUUGGAAAUCAUCAAGAAAAGGCUGAAUAGACCUUUAACUCUUUCAGAAAAAGUAUUGUAUUCUCACAUAGAUGAUCCCCAAAAUCAGGAAGUCGAAAGGGGUACCUCCUAUCUUCGCCUUAGGCCCGAUAGAGUUGCUAUGCAAGAUGCUACAGCACAAAUGGCGAUGUUGCAAUUCAUUUCUAGUGGACUUCCUAGAGUGGCUGUACCUAGUACAAUCCACUGUGAUCAUUUGAUUGAAGCACAAGUUGGAGGCGUAAAAGAUCUUGCAAGGGCUAAAGAUUUGAAUAUGGAAGUAUAUCAAUUUUUGAGUUCAGCAGGAAACAAGUAUGGUGUUGGUUUCUGGAAACCAGGAUCAGGUAUUAUCCAUCAGAUCAUCCUGGAGAAUUACGCUUUUCCUGGUCUGGUCAUGAUCGGUACAGACUCGCACACUCCCAACGGUGGAGGUCUUGGUGGCCUUUGCAUUGGUGUAGGUGGCGCUGAUGCUGUUGAUGUCAUGGCCAACAUACCAUGGGAAUUGAAAUGCCCUAAAGUUAUUGGUGUUAAAUUGACUGGAAAAUUAUCUGGUUGGACAUCACCUAAAGAUAUUAUUCUUAAAGUUGCUGACAUUUUAACCGUAAAGGGAGGUACUGGUGCUAUUGUAGAAUAUACAGGUCCAGGUUGCGAGUCAAUUUCUUGUACGGGAAUGGCAACUAUUUGUAAUAUGGGUGCUGAGAUUGGAGCCACAACAUCAAUAUUCCCUUAUAAUAAGAGAAUGAGGGAUUACUUGAAAGCUACUAAGAGGGAAGGAAUUGCCAAUGAAGCUGACAAGUUUGGAAAGGUACUUCUUAACCCAGAUGACGGUUGCAAAUACGAUCAUGUUAUCGAAAUUAAUCUUGAUACCUUAGAACCACAUGUUAACGGUCCCUUCACACCUGAUUUGGCUAGCCCAAUCAGUAAACUAGGAGAAAACGCCAAAAAGAAUGGAUGGCCAGUUGAAAUUAAGAACGGCCUGAUAGGAUCCUGUACAAACAGUUCAUACGAAGAUAUGGGCAGGUGUGCCUCUAUUGUUAAAGAAGCCAUGAGCCACGGAGUCAAAUCUAAAAUUCCAUUUUACGUGACCCCUGGAUCGGAACAGAUCAGGGCCACCAUUGAAAGAGAUGGCAUCGCUGAGACUUUGAGGGCUUUUGGAGGCACUGUUCUCGCCAAUGCAUGUGGUCCAUGUAUCGGCCAGUGGGAUAGGAAAGACGUGAAGAAGGGAGAAAAGAAUACUAUUGUGACUUCGUACAACAGAAAUUUCACCGGAAGAAAUGACGCCAACCCUGCCACCCAUUGUUUCGUUACAUCCCCCGAAAUGGUUACAGCCCUCAGCAUCUCUGGAAGGUUGGACUUCAAUCCGCUCAAAGAUGAAAUUAAAGGAACUGACGGUAAAUCCUUCAAAUUGAGCAGUCCGUUCGCAGAUGAACUUCCAACCAGAGGUUUCGACCCAGGUCAAGAUACUUACGAAGCACCCCAAGCCGAUGGAAGCUCGGUUAAAGUUAACGUAGAUGUAAAAUCUCAACGUUUGCAACUUUUGGAACCUUUCGAUAAGUGGGAUGGUAAAGAUUUGGAAGAUAUGGUUGUUUUGAUUAAGGUUAAAGGAAAAUGCACGACUGAUCAUAUUUCGGCUGCUGGACCUUGGUUGAAAUACAGAGGACAUUUAGACAAUAUCUCCAACAACAUGUUUAUAGGGGCAACAAACGCAGAAAAUGGAGAGAUGAAUAAUAUUAAGAACCAGUUAUCAGGCGAAUGGGGAACUGUACCAGACGUAGCUCGUUUCUAUAAAUCCAAAGGAGUUAAAUGGGUGGCAGUUGGAGAUGAAAAUUACGGUGAAGGAAGUUCCAGGGAACACGCUGCCUUAGAACCAAGGCACUUGGGUGGAAGAGCUAUCAUUACCAAAUCCUUUGCUCGUAUCCACGAAACUAACUUGAAGAAACAAGGUCUUCUGCCAUUAACCUUCGCUAAUCCUAGCGACUAUGACAAGAUACAGCCAACGGAUAAAAUCACCUUGAAAAAUCUCUCCAGUUUAGCUCCAGGCAAACAAGUAGAAUGUGAAGUGAAACACAAGGAUGGAUCAGUAGAUAAAAUAAUGUUAAACCAUAGUAUGAACGAUCUGCAAAUUGGCUGGUUCAAGGCGGGAAGUGCAUUAAAUAGAAUGAAGGAACUUGCAGCUUGAAGUUUUUAACAUAGGUUUUGACGAUAAUUAUUACAUGGACAUACCAAAUAGAAGUAAUCUAUUAGUUGCUGAUGUGUCAUUUAUACACUGAAUUUUUAAACAUGUAUGAUAUAUUAAGUUAUCAUUUUUGUGAUAAUACCCCAAAAGAAAUAAAAGAAUAAAACAAAAAUUUUUAA
Molecule: messenger RNA, 2847 nt
Organism: Harmonia axyridis
Lineage: Eukaryota; Metazoa; Arthropoda; Insecta; Coleoptera; Coccinellidae
Product: probable aconitate hydratase, mitochondrial
Exons: 10
Coding region: 305-2671 (788 amino acids)
Biological process (GO): tricarboxylic acid cycle
Cellular component (GO): mitochondrion; cytosol
Molecular function (GO): aconitate hydratase activity; 4 iron, 4 sulfur cluster binding
Source: RefSeq, a predicted model, not a curated record